AUGCAGCCCGGAUAUCAAAUACAACUUCACGGCUUCUGCGAUGCUAGUGUCAAGGCAAUGGCUGCAGCACUCUAUUUGGCAACAAACCACAAUGGCAAUAUCAUUAGUCACAUUAUCGCAUCAAAAACUAAAGUGGCACCAUUACAUUCGGUAACAGUACCCCGAUUGGAACUUUGUGCUGCGCAAUUGUUGGCUACUCUUUUACACGAAACAAGGCAGGCUUUGCAUUUGGAGCACGUACCAUACACUCUAUACUCCGACUCAAAUAUUGCUCUAUGUUGGCUACGCAAAAACACAUCACAAUUAAAGCAGUACGUUGCUAAUCGCGUUGGCUGCAUUCAAUCGAUGACAGAUAUCAGGCAUUGGCAUCACAUUCCUACCAAACUCAACCCAGCUGAUUGCGCCAGUUGUGGCAUAUCCCCUUUGGCGUUGCAUAACUACGCAUUAUGA
Teleopsis dalmanni is the source of this 450-nucleotide messenger RNA. RefSeq lists its product as uncharacterized. Bases 1 to 450 code for a protein of 149 amino acids. Lineage: Eukaryota; Metazoa; Arthropoda; Insecta; Diptera; Diopsidae. The transcript has a single exon. The record is from RefSeq and is a predicted model, not a curated record.